Stereum hirsutum FP-91666 SS1 is the source of this 763-nucleotide messenger RNA. RefSeq lists its product as uncharacterized. NCBI's taxonomy places the organism in Eukaryota, Fungi, Basidiomycota, Agaricomycetes, Russulales, Stereaceae. Bases 1 to 588 code for a protein of 195 amino acids. The record is from RefSeq and is a predicted model, not a curated record. The transcript has 3 exons.
AUGGCUAUCUCCUACCAAACCAUUCCUAUUUCCGACCUGACAGACAUCUCGAACAUCCCCAUCGCAGACGAACCCGCCGAUUCCAUCGACUUUACCAAACAAACCGAAACGCCAGCAACGACCACAAUACCACAAACGCGUUACGACCUUCGUUCCCGCCAAGGUCCCCGCUCCCGCAUCGCCUCUACCAACUUGAGUGUCAACAACCCUAAUAAUAACCGAGAGAGCCCUCGUCCCUUGCGUAUCGCCACUUCGGCUGCUCCGAGCUCUGACUCUCAGGAACCGACGCGUCCGCACAAGAGGCCCCGCACACGGACUCGCACUCGUACAUGUUCAUCAGGUUCAGGUUCAGGUUCGGGCGGUGUUCAGGUCCAUGAUGUCACCACCCUGCGGGAUAUCACGGGAAGAAAUACGGACUUUAACUCUUGUUCGUCAUGCAACCAGUGGUAUGCCAUGGUAUAUAGGAAGGUAGUGGCGCAGAUGAUAGACGUAUUGGAGGAGAGAGAGGUGGAGAGGUUUCUUUGCGUUCAAGAUGUUUACGAGGAGGAUGCGAAAGAUGUAGAUGUUGUGAUGAUGGUUUAUUCCUAAUACCGCUCCUGUGAGCCGUUGUCUUCGACAGUCGCAAUGUACUGUGCAAUGUCCCACAUUCCCAACUUCUAGCCUGGUCGUAUCUUCCCAGACCCUUUUACAGGCUGGACCCUGUCCCUGAUAUCGCGAUACCUGCCUUACUUGUGUCCCUUUUCAAUAAAUAAUCGCGCUCGAC